This is a messenger RNA of Hemibagrus wyckioides, 3721 nucleotides long. RefSeq names its product tumor protein p63 regulated 1-like (gene tprg1l). Lineage: Eukaryota; Metazoa; Chordata; Actinopteri; Siluriformes; Bagridae. Gene Ontology annotation, cellular component: cytoplasm. The transcript has 6 exons. The record is from RefSeq and is a predicted model, not a curated record. Bases 139 to 996 code for a protein of 285 amino acids.
GUGUUUCCUCUCCAAGCAAAACAAGCUUCUGCAGCGCGCCUGCUGCCUUCUGCAGAUAAAAUAAUAACGGCGCAGUGGUUAUUUAAACCGAGCUAAAUAAGGCUAUUACUGCUGUUUCUAAUAAACCUUUAGAAUAAUAUGCUUCAGCUGAAUGACUCGGUGGAGCCGGAGAGUCCAGGGGCGGCGAUCCUGCCUGCCGCCGGCGUUGAGGAAGCGCUCGACGGUCUGGAGGUGGCGUUCAGUCCGGGGCCUGAGGCCCAGCCCAUGCUCGGGUUCGGAGCUGCUGUAGCCUGCUGCUCUCCUCUCCAAAAACUCACACCUUUUCACGUCCACAACCCGACCCUCCGUGCAAAAGUGAAGGAUUACUUCGUGUUCAGGCCAGGAACCAUAGAGCAGGCGGUGAACGAUAUCCGUACGGUGGCUUUACCUUCAGAAGAUGGAGAGGUUCUGAGUGUGUGGCUCUUAGCAGAAGUUGAUCACUGGAACAAUGAAAAGGAGAGACUGGUGCUCAUAACCGAGAGGUCCCUUCUGGUUUGCAAAUAUGACUUCAUAAACUUGCUGUGUCAGCAGGUCAUCAGAAUUUCCUUAAACGCCGUGGACACCAUUUCAGUCGGAGAGUUCGAGUUUCCACCGAAAUCACUGAAUAAGAGAGAGGGCAGUGGCGUUCGUGUGCAUUGGGAUAAACGGCAGAGACCUUCUUUUCUAAACCGCUGGAACCCCUGGUCCACUGACAUGCCCUAUGCCACCUUCACAGAGCACCCUAUGGCUCACGCAGAUGAAAAGGUGGCUUCCCUUUGCCAGCUGGAGAACUUUAAAACUCAGCUGAUCCAGGCGGUAAAGAGAGCCCAUAAGGAGUUUCCAAUCCCAGGACGGUCAAACGGGGUGCUGCUGCUGGAGCGGCCGCUGCUCAUCGAGACCUACCUAGGCAUCAUGUCUUUCAUCAACAACGAGGCCAAACUGGGCUACUCCAUGACCAGAGGCAAAAUCGGCUUCUAGUUCUAGUAUCAUCGCUAACUCGCGUUGUUGCACUUGAAUAUGUCGAGCUCCAUGAAUCCCUCUUGUGUUGCUUGCUGGAUCCCAUUGGGGGGGUGAAGUAUAUGCACCCUCUCCAUGUGACUCGCUGGCUCCUCAGCAUGUGCCUAGAAGCCUCUGAUGCCAACGUCGAUGCCCCUUUCCUGGGCUCGUGCCACCCUGCUUCAUUUUUGUUGUCCAACUUUUACUAGAUGUUUUUUUUAAUUAAUUUAUUUAAUUUGUUAAACAGUAUGUUGAUGUGGGAUUUGGAGUGUGUGAUGCUGGAGUAUUUUGGGUAUUAACCAUUAAAAGGUAGGGUAAUUCACCAUGUCCCUUUAUUAACAUGUUCGGUCAGGUGUUCAGAUUAGCGAUGGGGACAGAACGAUGGAAAAUGAACAGCCAUAAUUUCAGUAUUCCUCUAACAGCAGGCAACAUACAAACAGGUUUUCUUUUUUUGAUAUAUAUUACAGAUAGAUGGGCCAGCGUCUACAGUUUUGCCUUACAGGUUUUCAACGUUGCUAUGACGUUACAGCAGUCAGGCCAAAUGUCAGUAAUAUUUCCAGUUCACUGAAGAGGAAAGGAUGGAACAGAUGCACAUUUGUUUUUGGUAGCAGUUAUUUUUCACUUCAUGGUCUUAUGAGGCCAGGAAGGUGUGAGUUGAUUGAUUGAUUAAUUAUUAAGUUACAGCAACAACAGUUGCCAUUUUCUUAAUGUUGCUUGGCGCACAUCUGGACAACAAAAAAACCAACAAAACAACUUAGCUAGCUAACUUUACCCAAACAUUCUCUUCAAAAUCACAGACAGUCAUUGCGCUGUAUAAAAGCCUAUAUGCACAGCCGGUUGCUAAACCCUUACAGUUCUGCCAGCAGUUCAUCCACUGCAUUUUAUUGAUCAGUUAUUCCGUUUGCAUGGAAUUUAUUGCAUAAACUUCUGUCCCUGCCUGCAGAUUGAGUAAUAAUUAUGUUUUUUUUUUUUAUUGUUUUGAUUUAAUCUACUGUGCACUUUGAGGUUAGCAGUAGCAAGUAGAAAUGAACGACUUUCUCUUGGAUGCACUAGCGUUGUCAUGGAUAAGCUAUAAGAGAAAUCUGAAUGAAAUACGUGUUAAAAUUUUUUGAAUUGUAUUUAAAAAUCGUAUAAAAGUAUUAAGCAUUAUUAUUAAUAUAAUUAUUAGUAAAUUCAUUAAAAAAAAAAUUUGCAAACCAUUAUUAAAACUAGAAAUAUGAGACUCAUUAAUGAAUUUUACCUUUGCUGUCUCUGAGGUUUCUGAAACAUAAUUAUUAAUCUUCCCAACUGUGUGUGUGUGUUCCACUGCUUGCACUAGGCAGGCACAGAAUAAUCACACUGAUUGAUUCAUUCAUGUGUGAUUCAGCUCUCAUUAACUAGUGAAGCACAACCUGUUGACUCCUGUGCAGGUCAGUGACGUGGAAACGGAUAUUUGGUGGAAACUAGCCUGCUCAUGCAGAGAAUUUUGUAUGGCGCUGAUUGCAUUAAUAACAUACAGAAAACUCGUACACCGCUGAAAGCUUGUUAGUAAGUGGCUUCCAGCGGUCAUGCUGAAAGUUGAGUGAUCAAUUAUGUACGUUUCCUUUCAGUCCAAAAAUGUUAUUGUCUUACAAACAUAUUCUUUAUUAUUUACGAACUUAAAUCACUGUGAAUGGUUUGCACACUUUUCUUUGGAAUUAUUCGUUUCGGUCACUCCUUUUGUAAACGUACAUUUUAAGCUAUUACGUUUAAACCCUUUUUGGUCACUUUUAACUGUUUUCAUUUUACUGCCAUUCUACUACCAGCAGUGCCACUGGGAUUUAGCCCUCGCUGUAAAGAGAGCGAUGCAGCAGCGCUUUAGUCCUGUAGUCUGUCCUAGUUUCUCACCUCUUCCUCUGUACACAACUCAACAGAUCAGCUUCCAAAGUCACUAUCGUAAGUGCAUUGUAUUCUGGAACAGAUUUCCUGUCUCUUUACACUGGGGUUUUCUCAUUACUGUGACCUGGACAAUAAAAAAAAAAAAAAGAGCUCUCGUUCAUGUGUUUCAGGCUCUAACUAAAUCCUGACCAUUGUCUCUCAUGUUUAAAACGUUUUCCUGCUUAAUUGUACUAUGAUCUAUUGCUAUUGCAACUGCACACAUCUCACAGAAAUAAUAAAGAUACAGUACCAACCAACAAAUCUGUACCAGAAUGACUGGAAAAACACAUCAGAUAUUUGCAAUUUUGUUUAUAACGUUUCAUUUUCUUCAAGACAUUCUAUCACACUUUCAUAGCAGUGACAUCAGUGCAAAAAUGUUCCCUUACCGUAACUAAUGCGGCUCAGUUUGUGACGUUGAUCAGGGCUCAGGUUAGGUUAAUAAUUCAGCAAUCUUUCAUUUUAAAAAUGCUGCUUUAUUGUUCAUGGAUGCAAAAUGUGGGUUAGGAGUUUCAUUCUAACCAGAGGUGAUUAGUGCAGAUGCGUUAAUACGGGUUUCCCUAAUAGGUUAUUUUUUUGCUUGUAUGCACUUUUAUCCGUUUAUUUUUUUUUUGCCCUCUCGCUGUACAAUGUUAUGUGUUUUGUAUCAAACCUCUUAAUGAUGGCACUGUUUUGAAGGAUUUUUUGUUUUUGUACAAAUGUAAAGUAUUGCAUGUGAACUGUGCAUGCGGUUUACUGUGUGGAAAAAGUGCUUUUGUGUGUCUUUGUAAGCUGGUUGUUGCUUCGAAUCACCCAUUACAGCUUUUACACCCCU